Messenger RNA from Bubalus bubalis (water buffalo), 2000 nucleotides. RefSeq names its product RAB39B, member RAS oncogene family (gene RAB39B). NCBI's taxonomy places the organism in Eukaryota, Metazoa, Chordata, Mammalia, Artiodactyla, Bovidae. Gene Ontology annotation, cellular component: Golgi membrane. The transcript is spliced from 2 exons. The record is from RefSeq and is a predicted model, not a curated record. Gene Ontology annotation, molecular function: GTP binding; GTPase activity. The coding region runs from base 310 to 951 and encodes 213 amino acids. Gene Ontology annotation, biological process: Rab protein signal transduction.
GUGCGCUGCUCUUACAGACAAUGCGGUGCUGGGCGUCGCCUCUACCUGGAGGAUUACAGUAAGCCUGUUGUCAGUGAUGAGUCAGAGUGCGUGGUGCUGAUGCUGCUGCCAUUUCAUCACCUCCGCGAGCGCAGCAUCCAUCCCUCGGUCCUCCCCGCGCCUGGGCCUACCUGGCCUGAGGCUCCCAGGCCAACGAUGCCCUCGUGGCCGAUCUAGAUCAGGACCGAGCCGCGCUCUCCGAGGCCCCGGCCUGGCGCCCCCAUCUCGCCGCCUGAGGCCCGGGCCAAGGAGACCUGCCGAGCCUCGGCAAUGGAGGCCAUCUGGCUGUAUCAGUUCCGGCUGAUUGUCAUCGGGGAUUCCACGGUGGGCAAGUCGUGUCUGAUCCGCCGCUUCACCGAGGGCCGCUUUGCCCAGGUUUCGGACCCGACGGUGGGGGUGGAUUUCUUCUCCCGUCUGGUGGAGAUCGAACCCGGAAAACGCAUCAAGCUCCAGAUCUGGGAUACCGCGGGUCAAGAGAGGUUCAGAUCCAUCACUCGUGCCUACUACAGGAACUCAGUAGGUGGUCUUCUCUUAUUUGACAUUACCAACCGCAGGUCUUUCCAGAAUGUCCACGAGUGGUUAGAAGAGACCAAAGUACACGUCCAGCCCUACCAAAUUGUAUUCGUUCUCGUGGGUCACAAGUGUGACCUGGAUACACAGAGGCAAGUGACUCGCCACGAGGCUGAGAAACUGGCUGCUGCGUAUGGCAUGAAGUACAUUGAAACGUCAGCCCGAGACGCCAUUAACGUAGAGAAGGCCUUCACAGAUCUGACGAGAGACAUAUAUGAGCUGGUGAAAAGGGGGGAUAUUACCAUCCAGGAGGGCUGGGAAGGGGUGAAGAGUGGAUUUGUCCCCAACGUGGUUCACUCUUCAGAAGAGGUAGUCAAAUCAGAGAGAAGAUGUUUGUGCUAGUCAGCCCUUGUGUCUCCAAAACCUGCUGUCCCACCUGGACUUCCAGCUGAUCAAAAUGAUAGAAUCAUCAUGCGACUCAAGAGAACUUAAACCUCUAUAUUGGAUACCAAGUGAGCCUCUUCCCCAAGGGGCCCUCAGACAGGUGAUUGGUAGGUGGGCGGGGGAACCUGGAACUGGAACUGGCCCUGUUUUGUGGCCCAAGCUGUGCACUGGCUGCUCUGUAUGCCCUUUGUAGACUGUAUGUCAAGAAGCUGAGGUCCAGGGAACCAGGCCCCCCAGGAAAGUACACCCACAGUCAGGACAACUAUUUUUCGGUGUUGCAUAGGUCACGAUCAUAAUAAAAUAUGUAAAGGGGAUAAAAGUAUCACAUCGGGAACAAUGAUCAAACCUACAAAAAUGAGAGAUAUCGACCCAACCAAUGAGAAUAUCCUGCACUAAAUGUAUGUGUGGGGUUUGGUUAAAAGGUACCAAUUAGCUCUCCACAGCUCAUAUGUAAAAUGAGGGGUAUGGGCCAGUCUUUUCAUAAGACCCUUUCAAGGCCUGGUGUUCUGGUAAAAAAAAAUGGUGUGAAUGUCAAGAGAGAGUCAAUUUAUACACUGUUAUUAUCACAUUCAAAAAAAUGUACAGUCUUGUGCAAGAAUAACCAGCACUGUGUAAGAAAUUUUCCCAUGCAAAUUAUCAUGGAAUUAGAAGAGAGAAAUACUAUUAAUACCGAUGUCAUCCCCCUUUUGCCUCUGACCACACCUGGGGUUUCACUGCUUUGGUGACUAUGAUCUGAACAUAAACACCUGCUUAGGAGGGGCUGUAACCCUUACAGACACAUUAUGGUUCACUGAAUGACCUGUUUGAUCAUUGUAAGAGGCCAUGAGGUUUUCUUCCCCAGUUUACAAAAAAAUUAACUGAGAGGCAGAGGAGAGUCACUAGGCCAAAGUGAAGGUCUUCUGACUCCUGGUUUUUACUUCACUGCAUCAUCCUGCUGCCCAAUGAAUAAACUGUUAUUGUUUACUUUGGAAGAGAUAUGACUGCAAAUAAAUAUUCUCUACAUGUUA